UCCUGUCUCACUCCCACUCUCCGUCUGCACAUCUGGAACGAUGGAUCAGUUCUGAGUGGAGCUGCAGGUUCAAGCAUUUGGACUUAAAAUCUGCUGUGCAAAAGCUGGACUUUAAUCUGAGUAUUGCAGGACGGAGAGCAGGUGUGUAGAGAAGAGUGUGAUCUGUUCCUCCAUCAAAGAAUCGCCUGGUUCGGAGGUUUGGCCAGACCAGACACACACACACACACACACACACACACACACAUUCGGGAGUGUGGGACUCUUUCUUGCCCAGAGGACAGUGUGUAUUGGGUGUGUUAGCGAUGAUCUGGAGGAGGUGUGUGUUAUGUGCACUUCUGCUUUGUUGGGCUCUCGUUCUUGGAGUCGAGCCUGAACACCAGCAGGAAGAACAACACACGGGGCAGAAGAAUAAAGGAACAGAGAGAACAGGAGACAGGAAGGGGAAUACGGUGCCGAUGUGUCCGGAUCAGUGUAGCUGCAUGGCUGAGGAAGCUGUCGACUGCGCCGGGGUCAAUUUAUCCGAGUUCCCACAAGAGCUACCAGAAAACACACGCCAGCUCUCUCUGCAGAAUAAUCAGAUCUCGGAGAUCAGAGCGGAGGAUCUCUCACAGCUCCUUCACCUGGAGACGCUCAACCUGCAGAACAAUCGGCUCACCACGGAGGGCCUUGAAGAUGAUGGGUUUGAAGCUCUGGAGCAGCUCAGUUACUUAUACUUGGCGAAUAACAAGCUCACGGCAGCACCCAGAUAUCUUCCACCAAAGCUGGUUAGCGCUGACUUCGCUGCAAACCAGCUCACCACGAUCUACCCCUACACGUUUGGCCAGAAACCGGGACUGAAGUCAGUGUACCUUCACAACAACAAGCUGUCCGACGCGGGUUUACCCGAGGGAAUGUUCAACGGUUCACACAACUUGGAGGUGUUAAUCCUCUCCAGCAACUUCCUGCGCUACGUCCCUAACGGCCUGCCAACUGCACUCUUCCGUCUUCAUUUAAAGAAUAACAGACUGGAGAAGAUUCCUACAGGUGCGUUCGAGAACCUGCCUCAUCUGAGAGAACUGUACCUGCAGAACAACCUCCUGAGCAACAGCGGCAUGGAUAACACCACUUUCAGUCAUCUGAGCAGACUGGAGUACCUGGACCUGUCCAACAACAAUCUGACUGCAGUACCUCUAGGUCUCCCUCGGACCCUGAUGCUGCUCCACCUGGAGAAAAACUACAUCACGUCUGUCAGGGUCGAUUCCCUCAGUGCAGUGAAGGAUCUUCAGUACCUGCUGCUUCAUCACAACCGGCUUCGUGCUCGCCACAUCCACCGCGACGCCUUCCGCGGUCUCAAGCGCCUCCACACGCUCCACCUGCACCACAACCUGCUGGAGCGAGUCCCUCUGGGCCUGCCGCGCCGCGCACACACUCUCGUGCUGCUCCGAAACUCCAUCAGUGAGAUCGGACGUGAUGAUCUCAGCACUCUUUACACGCUCAACGAGCUCAACCUGAGCUACAACCGCUUGACGAGCGAACGCCUCCAUCGCCACGCCUUCAGGAAACUGCGAGUGCUGGAAGUCCUGGAUCUUUCGGGGAACAAGCUGAGCACGUUGCCACUCGGGCUUCCGAAGAGCCUCCAUGUCCUCCGGGCGAAGGAUAAUCAGAUCGUCGAGCUGCCAGAGGGGGCGCUGACGGGCAUGAGCAAGCUGAAGGAGCUCCAUCUUUCUAAUAACCAGAUCAAACUGGGCUCCAUCUACCAGGGGGCGUGGCAGGAGCUUGGCUCUCUGACGACCCUUGAUCUGUCAAGUAACCUGCUGUCUCAUGUCCCUCCUGAUCUUCCUGAGUCUCUGGAGUUCCUACAUCUGCAGAACAACAAGAUCAGCAGCAUCUCUGCCACGGACUUCAUCAGUACCCCCAACAUCAAGAGCAUCUUCCUGAGGUUUAACCGUCUCUCCGCUCUCUCCGUGGCUGAGGACUCCUUCUCUCACCUGUCCAAGCUGCAGGUGUUGGACAUCGGACACGGAAACGUCACACCCCGCCGUAACCAUGGAGACGAGACAGAGGAAGACUACACGGAAAACGAGGAAGAAGCGGAGCAACCGAAAAAACGAUAAACUGAAGUGACCGUUAUAUAUAGAGUGUAGAUGAUACAGGUCAUGUGACUCUGAGCAUUAUUAAUCAUAUAAUUAAUGACUCUGAGUAUUAUUAUAAUAAUCACAGUCAUUAAUAUACAGUCACUACUAUUAUUAUAUAAUUAAUUACUGUGAAUAUUACUGAUGAUAUAAGAGUGUAGAUGAUGGAGGUCAUGUGACUCUGAGUGUUAUUAAUGAUAUAAGAGUGUAGAUGAUGGAGGUCAUGUGACUCUGAGUGUUAUUAAUGAUAUAAGAGUGUAGAUGAUGGAGGUCAUG
Pangasianodon hypophthalmus (striped catfish) is the source of this 2387-nucleotide messenger RNA. RefSeq names its product podocan (gene podn). The coding region runs from base 303 to 2093 and encodes 596 amino acids. The record is from RefSeq and is a predicted model, not a curated record. Lineage: Eukaryota; Metazoa; Chordata; Actinopteri; Siluriformes; Pangasiidae. The transcript is spliced from 10 exons. Gene Ontology annotation, molecular function: protein binding.